Spodoptera frugiperda (fall armyworm) is the source of this 3055-nucleotide messenger RNA. Its product is annotated as elongation of very long chain fatty acids protein. Gene Ontology annotation, cellular component: endoplasmic reticulum membrane. The coding region runs from base 182 to 1021 and encodes 279 amino acids. Lineage: Eukaryota; Metazoa; Arthropoda; Insecta; Lepidoptera; Noctuidae. Gene Ontology annotation, molecular function: fatty acid elongase activity. The record is from RefSeq and is a predicted model, not a curated record. Gene Ontology annotation, biological process: fatty acid elongation, monounsaturated fatty acid; very long-chain fatty acid biosynthetic process; fatty acid elongation, saturated fatty acid. The transcript has 6 exons.
GUAGGUACAUAUUAAUAAAUGGUCAGUACAAAUUUUCAUCACACCGCGAGCAGACUUGGUGCAAGACAGUCUGUUUUGAAAAAAUAAUUUUACUGUUUUUAUUUUUUUCUUUCUCGUGUUCGAAAGUGAAGUGUUUAAAGCCAUUGCAGAAUUAGUAAAAACAUCACAGAAUUAAUUUAAAAUGAAUUCACUCAUCGGACUUAACCCGAAAAAUCCCAGUUGGGAUUUGAACAAAAGUAAAUAUGAAGAAAUCGAUGAGCUUCCAUUCAUGGCUUCGCUUGGACCAGUUCUCACCAUCCUGGCGGUCUACCUAGUCUUCGUGUUGAAGAUUGGACCAGUGUUUAUGAGGAAACGAGAGGGAUACAAGCUAACAUAUACGCUUCUCAUCUACAACGCCAUCCAAGUCGCUUUUUCUGUUUAUCUGGUUUACAGGUUCUUGUUGGACCUUCUCAACAUGGGUCUGGUUCCAAAGAAGUGUUACAUGAAUGAAGAAAAUUCCAGAAACAGAAUCCUUAUGGGCACAUACCUGUAUCUAGCAGCCAAGCUAACAGAACUUUUAGAUACCGUAUUUUUCGUCCUAAGAAAGAAAAACAACCAAAUUACCUUUCUCCAUCUAUAUCAUCACACAGUCAUGGUGAUUGGCACAUGGGUUUUGCUCAAAUAUUGGCCGUCACAUACGCUUAUAUUCAUCGGAUUCCUGAAUUCACUGGUGCAUGUAUUUAUGUACACGUAUUAUGGAUUGGCUGCGUUGGGCCCAAAUGUGGCCAAAUAUUUGUGGUGGAAGAAAUACAUGACGAAGUUUCAGUUGAUCCAGUUUGUAUCAAUCAUCGUCCAAUACAUAGCAACUGUACGAGUGUCAGAGUGUCCACCAGCCAGGGGCGUCGCCAUAUUUGUGUCUUGCAACACUGGAGUCAUUCUCCUACUCUUCCUCAACUUCUACCGUCAGAACUACAAUAAAAGAAGAGGGGGAAUCGUCUGCAAUGAGUCCCUACCAUCGCUGUGCCUACCAAAAGAAGAAUAGUGCAAUAUUAAACUAAUAAGUGAUAAAAACGAUUUAUCUGUGAUGACAUUGACAUUUUUAGUUUCGAAAUUUCGAAAAGGGUUUGGGAAAUAAUUUCGUAAUUGUUUUGAAAAAUUUUAUUUCGUAAUUAUUGUUGUAAAUAGUGUAUUAUUUAUUAUCUUUUUAAUGUAAUGUACUUAUGAAAUGUAAUUGAAUAACACAUUUUUAUUUUUCGUAAACUGAAUGGAGCUAAAUUGUCGAAUAGUUCCAUAAGAUUUUUUAGGCUGUGAGGUUUUACUGAUUGAUUUUCUGUAUUUUUUUAAACUAUCAUAGUAGUUGCUUAAAUUUAAAUGAUGAAUUAUGCUAUAGCACAUAUAGUUCUCAAUAUCUAUUUGGCACAAGACAUAUUGAUUAUUUAUGAAUUCGUAUUUCAUAUUCCCGGGGUACAGAGAUCAGAAUUAUCAGCCUGUAUAUGAACCCAAACUGUAUUUACUUAAAUCUUAAAUCUAAAAUACCUUUUUGUUAUCUAAACAAAACCAUAAUGAAUACUAAUUAAAACUUAGUAGCAUUUAUUUAUAUCUUCACCGCUAUCAGCUGCAAGAUAUCCAGUGUUGGACAAAGGCCUGGCCAUAGCUGUGGACAGAACUUAUCCAAUGCUAACCCAUGAUAUUGUUGACAUGGUAUAAGCAGGCGUUUAAAUUGUGUUUUAUUCAAAAUUGUGCCUUAAAACGUUGAACUUAAAUACUGAAGUAAUUUCACUCGAUAUAGUAUUUGUAUAAAUAGAUAUAAUAUUUAAAUUAUUUGAAAUAAUAAAUCUAACGAUAACUUUUAGAGAAAUACAUGAGAGUAAGUAGACUCAAUACGUAUUUUACACAUAUUGGUAUGUUUUUAUAUGUGGGUAUCUUAUACCCACAGAUUGAAUUGUACCUUAAUAUUGUCAUGUUAUUAUGUACUACUAUAUAUCUAUGUUAAUUUACUUUCAAUACUAGUUCUGAUUAUGAUAUUUAUGAUAUGAUACUUUUAGGAUCCCAUUGUUCUUUACUAACAUUACUUAACCUGUCGUAUGCAGGAACGCAGAUCUACGCGAGACACAAUGUAUUUUCUAUUGUUGUCUUAUAUACGGCAUACGAAGGGUUAAGACAAACAAAUUAAAUUCUUACCUUCUUGAAAGUUAUUUCCAUUUAAAUAUCUAUCCAGUAAACUUGCUUAAACAAAAUCACUCUAUUUCAUCCUCCAAUUUUUUACUCAAAUAUUUGACAUGAAAAAUAAGCAACGAAUUUUGAUAUAACUGUCAUAAUUAUGUUUAUAUUAAACACCUUAUGUUUUGAAAUUUUAUGUUUAUGAAUAAAUAAUGAUCGCAUUAUUUAUUCGAAUGUUUAAAUAAACCUAUUUCAAAUACAAAAUAUUUAUUAAAAAGUUUUUUGUCACUAUUACAUGGGACUUAUAACACAAAUGGUGAAAAGUGAGUAACUUACAUGUAAUUUGCUCUUCUGUCUACCCCUUCGGGGAUAAAAGGUGUGACGUUGUAUUUUUGGCACUAUUUUGAAAAUACCUUUACCAGAAUAAUUUAAAAUGGGUUUAUUUUAUUAAUAUUAUGCAAUAUUACUUUGAUAUUUUAGAGAAAUUAUACAAGAUGGUUGUUUAAAAUUCAAUGUUUUUAUUAUUGUACUACAGCGAAAGAUAUUUUUUAGGUUUUGUAAAUUAUAAUUUGUAUGAAUAAAUGUUAGGUUGAAAUAAAUAAUAAUUUGUAUCAGGUUUUUUUAUUAUUAUAUAUCACCAUUGACAUCAUGGCAUAGGACACAAAAUAUAAGUUUAUGUAUAAACUUAUAUAAAGUCGAUGGGACAUAAAUGGGCUUCAGAAGUGUAUUAAAAGGUUGAAAGAAAAAAUAAAACAAAACAAAUAUCGUAGUCACAUAUAUUGUUAAACAUUAUAAACCCGAUUACGCAAAUGUACAAUUCUUUAAUCUAUAAAUGUGCAACUACAGUAUAUGAAAGAUGCUUGAACAAUUGCUUAUUUUGGUUAAAGGUAAACAUACUUAACUAUAACAAAAUAAA